Molecule: messenger RNA, 2638 nt
Organism: Scatophagus argus
Lineage: Eukaryota; Metazoa; Chordata; Actinopteri; Scatophagidae
Gene: znf410
Product: zinc finger protein 410
Exons: 12
Coding region: 266-1585 (439 amino acids)
Biological process (GO): central nervous system development; regulation of transcription by RNA polymerase II
Cellular component (GO): PcG protein complex; nucleus; transcription regulator complex
Molecular function (GO): RNA polymerase II cis-regulatory region sequence-specific DNA binding; DNA-binding transcription factor activity, RNA polymerase II-specific
Source: RefSeq, a predicted model, not a curated record
CACUGGGUGGCGUCGUCGAUACAGGUUCCCGGUAUGCAAAACGCGGAAGUGUUCUAACAUUGUUCCAUCAGAGACUCCGUAGAACAAAUCUGCUUCUCUGUUUUGGUACAAUUGUCCACUUUCUGACACGCUGUAGUUCGGUUACACAACCAUUACGAGAUUGUGCGAUGGUUUUGACCCAAAGAUGACCUGCGCCCCACGCUUAUGACCGACAGUGAAUCCCACAUUUAUCAGGUCCGGUUUUAGGUUCCACACAGGGUGACCGAUGCUUUCUGAUGAGCUUGACUCCAAACCAGAGCUGCUGGUGCAGUUUGUACAGAACGCAUCCAUCCCGUUGGUGCAGGGUCUGGAGGAUUCAGAGUCCAAACACUCCUGCCUGCCUCUGCUGGCUCCAGCUGAGAGCUCGCUGUGCAGCCCGCUGGAGCUCACAGAUGGGGGCCUGAGCCAUGAGCCUGAGAGUUCUCCCUCCCUGUCAGAGUUCGGAGGUGUGUCAGCACGAAGCCCCUUAGUGGUCCAGACGCACUCUCAUCCACGGUCCUCACCCAGCCCUCCACCCAUCCUCCAUGACCUACAACAGUCAGACAGCACUUCCUAUGUCCUACUGAACCUUGCAAAAGGCAUCACAGCCUCCUCAGAGUCGCUGAUCUUCGCUGCAGAUGGCGCCGGCGAAGACGAUGAUGAGGGGGUCUCAUCAGGGGACUAUGGGAUAGAUGGCAGUGCUCCCUGGUAUUUGCGGGUACAGGAGCUGGCACAUGACAGCCUGAUUGCCGCCACGAGGGCACAGCUUGCUAGAGAUGCCAAGGCCAGCCAGGAUGCCAGAGCUGCAAGUGUCAGUAACGGUGACCACACACACAGCCUGACAGCAGAUGGGGACAAGCCGCCUAGAACCAGCCGCCCCCUCUCCAAGCAAAUCCUCCGCUGCUCGUUUGAAGGCUGCUGCAGGACGUUCACCUGGCCAGCUCAUCUCAAAUACCACCUCAAAACACACAGGAACGACCGAAUGUUCAGGUGCGGCGCAGAAGGCUGCGGGAAGAGCUUCUACGUGCUGCAGAGGCUGCAGGUACACAUGAGGACUCAUAAUGGCGAGAAGCCCUUCAUCUGCAAGGAGAAGAACUGUGGCAAGAAGUUCACCACCGCUGGAAACCUGAAGAACCACAGGCGCAUACACACAGGAGAGAAGCCUUUUCUGUGUGAAGCAGAUGGUUGUGGGCGAUCCUUUGCAGAGUAUUCCAGUCUACGAAAACACAUGCUCGUACAUUCUGGUGAGAAGCCUCAUCACUGCGGGAUCUGUGGGAAGACUUUCUCUCAAUCUGGCAGCAGAAACGUCCACAUGAGGAAGAGGCAUGGAGAGGAGGGGCUCAGUAGUGAAAGCAGAGAAACAGCAGAGGCUCUGACACAAAGCAGCCUCCUGGAAGCUGACGGAGAAAACAUGACAACAACUGUGGAGCCCAUGAAUCUUCACCAUGCCAUGCUGAGAUCACCAGGCUCUGCAGACUCAGUGGUAGUUCUCUCUCAGCCUCAUGAACUGGUGACCAUGACGACCGAAGGACAUGCAUAUGGAGAUGAUGUGGUGGCGCUCCUGUAGUCUGCCAUAAUGAAAAACGUCACACACUGCCUAUCUCAGCAGCGCUACACUGUCAGUUACAGUGGACUAAACAUAAACCUUGUUUUUUUGUAAAUAAAUUAACUGCUGAUGUCCUCCCCUGUAGAUAUUUGUAAUUAGGACUCAAUGAUGGUUUUAUUUUGACAAGUGUGAAAUGGCAAAGUUUGUACAGACAACCUUCUUCCUCAAGUUUUUGAAAAUACUCCCAAAGAAAUACUGAGACGGGUUUAAAGGUUUAAGAAAAUAUAAUGACCAUGCAUUGUUAUGUGCAGUAUCAUUGUAAAUAGAGGUCUGAGGUUGAAAUGCAGCAACUGUAUUCUCUAACAGUAACAGAAACAUGAGUCACACUUAUUUUUUAAAUUUUCCAAUAGCUGAUAAGAUUUACUGUGCAAUUAAAAUAUACCAGACACAUGUAGUACCCCAAUAUCCUUAUUACUAAUAUCAAAAUACUUAACAUUAAAACUGCUAAAGCACAGUAUAUCUCAUUGCUGCAUGUAAACACUGGUCUUGCACAGCAUAAUCAGUCUAACAAGCCAAGCUACCAUUUGUAUGAGCCUGAGUAAAACACAGUAAAACCUCUCUCAAAGUGUUCACCCAAUGAUGCCCAAAGCUGCAUUAACUCCGUGUGUUAUUGGUAACAUCUUUCACUCAAAUGUCAACCUCCAGUGUUUUGCUUGUUUUGUGAGUAAGGCACACAUUACUCAUACAGUUCAAUAUUUUCAAGCUUCAGAAGAACUGCAUUUUAAAACUAAGGUUAGUUCUGUCCGUAUGAAACAAACAGCAGAUGUCUAAGGAUAUUAGAUAAGUUGGUGAAAUUAGUCCUGUUUGUUAUUGAGCACCACGUGGAUCAGCAGUGUUGUGUUCCUCCCUUCUCAGUGGAUCUUCAGGUUGUGGAAGUGGUCCAACGUGGCGCCCAAAGCCCAGCUUGACUCCACGUUGUUCACUUUCUUCGUCAACUAGGAGGAGAAAAUAACCACCACCAAAUCACUUAAAUGCCUUUUGUAUUUAUUGAAAUAAAAAAAAGUUACAAAUUUC